Messenger RNA from Poeciliopsis prolifica (blackstripe livebearer), 10260 nucleotides. RefSeq names its product protein argonaute-3 (gene ago3a). The record is from RefSeq and is a predicted model, not a curated record. NCBI's taxonomy places the organism in Eukaryota, Metazoa, Chordata, Actinopteri, Cyprinodontiformes, Poeciliidae. The transcript is spliced from 19 exons. Gene Ontology annotation, biological process: regulatory ncRNA-mediated gene silencing; regulation of stem cell proliferation. Bases 787 to 3390 code for a protein of 867 amino acids. Gene Ontology annotation, molecular function: protein binding; RNA binding.
GGCAACAUUGAGCCCACCUCUUCCUGUCGGUGUCAGAAAGGCAACUUCACCAUAUUUAGCUGGCUUGCCGAAGCCCUGCAGAGUUGUUCUGUCAACCAAGUCUGGAAAUCCCGACACUUAUCGGCGGACACACAGCGGGAUUGACAGCUUCGUUUCGACGCUUGGACACUACUUCCAGACGACGACGUCUGCGGAAGAGGGAGCCUGGGAAAAGCGACCCGCCUGAAGCAGCUGUUUUUAACGCGAUAAAAAGUGGCCGUCGUCUGUCAGAAUUCCAACUAUCGGUAGAGCUAGCCUGCGAGCUAACCACUUUAGCUGCUCCUACGAUUUCUUGUGCCGUGGUUAAAUAUUUAUGUCGUCCGUGGGGACGGCCACACAUCGGUGGGGAUUUAGUUGGACUCAAUGACCCCGCUGUGAUGAUCUCCUGACAGCUCCUCUCGUCUGCUCCAGCCACUUUCCCCCAAAGCCUGGCUAGCAAGCUAACUUGGCUAACUAGCAGAUUUUUCAUUCCCCACAGCAGCCACCGUCCUUCGCCGUGGCAGUGAAAUCCGAUUUUAGUAGUCGGCGUGCGGAGAAGGUGGUUUGUGGAGCCAACGGAAAACCAUAGCGAGGAUUGCCUUUUCAAAGUGCGAGUGAAAGAGGAGGAUAUCGGGGGUUGGGACACGCUGUUACUCAGCGGAGGAGGCAGAGGCGCUGCACUCCCGAAGGAGACACCGGACUUAACGGAGGAGUCCCGAACGUUUGACAUCUGUGAUCCGGGAAGCGAACCGGGCAGAGACCUCAUGAAUGGAAAUCGGAACUACAGGAGCCGUUGGGCCCCAGGCCCUGUUCUCCAUGCCUCGGCGGCCUGGCUAUGGCACCAUGGGGAAGCCAAUCAAGCUGCUGGCCAAUUGCUUCCAGGUGGAAAUCCCAAAGAUGGAUGUUUACCUUUACGAGGUCGACAUCAAGCCUGACAAGUGCCCACGUCGAGUGAACAGGGAGGUGGUCGACUCAAUGGUGCAGCACUUUAAGGUCACAAUUUUUGGAGAUCGGAGGCCGGUCUAUGAUGGAAAGAAGAGCUUGUACACAGCCAACCCACUGCCUGUGGCACCGACGGGGGUGGACCUUGAUGUCACCCUUCCAGGCGAGGGAGGCAAAGACCGUCCCUUUAAAGUUUCCAUCAAGUUCGUGUCUCUGGUCAGUUGGCACAUGCUGCACGAGGUGCUGACGGGCCGCAGCAUGCCUGAACCGCUUGAGCUGGACAAGCCCAUCAGCACCAACCCUGUGCAUGCUGUGGAUGUAGUCCUGCGGCACCUGCCCUCCAUGAAGUACACUCCAGUUGGCCGAUCUUUCUUCUCAGCCCCAGAGGGCUAUGACCAUCCUCUUGGAGGAGGGAGGGAAGUUUGGUUUGGCUUUCAUCAGUCUGUGCGCCCUGCCAUGUGGAAGAUGAUGCUAAACAUUGAUGUCUCUGCCACCGCCUUCUACAAAGCCCAGCCAGUUAUCCAGUUCAUGUGUGAAGUACUAGAUAUCCACAACAUAGAUGAGCAGCCUCGCCCCCUCACAGACUCUCAUAGGGUCAAAUUCACCAAAGAAAUCAAAGGUUUAAAGGUGGAAGUGACACACUGUGGAACGAUGCGGAGGAAGUACCGUGUUUGCAACGUGACCCGUCGGCCUGCCAGCCAUCAAACGUUCCCUCUGCAGUUGGAGAACGGUCAGACAGUGGAACGCACAGUAGCCCAGUACUUCAGGGAGAAGUACAACCUGCAGCUCAAGUACCCGCAUCUGCCCUGUCUACAGGUGGGCCAGGAGCAAAAGCACACCUACCUGCCCCUGGAGGUCUGUAACAUUGUAGCGGGUCAGCGGUGCAUCAAGAAGCUGACGGAUAAUCAGACUUCCACUAUGAUUAAAGCCACAGCUCGCUCUGCGCCCGACAGGCAGGAGGAGAUCAGCAGGCUGGUGCGAAGUGCCAACUACGAGGCAGACCCAUUUGUGCAGGAGUUCCAGUUCAAAGUGCGUGACGAGAUGGCUCAUGUGACGGGGCGAGUGCUACCCGCCCCCAUGCUGCAGUACGGCGGCAGGGUGAGCACUGAGCACUUUAUGAACCGCACGGUAGCCACACCCAGCCAUGGGGUUUGGGACAUGAGGGGGAAGCAGUUCCACACUGGAGUGGAGAUAAAGAUGUGGGCCAUUGCUUGCUUCGCCACACAAAGACAGUGCCGGGAAGAAAUUCUCAAGGGUUUCACGGACCAGCUACGUAAAAUCUCAAAGGAUGCUGGGAUGCCCAUCCAAGGCCAGCCGUGCUUCUGUAAGUACGCCCAGGGGGCCGACAGCGUGGAGCCGAUGUUCAGACACCUGAAGAACACCUACGCAGGACUGCAGCUCAUUAUUGUCAUCCUGCCUGGAAAGACUCCGGUCUAUGCUGAAGUGAAGCGAGUGGGAGACACCCUCCUGGGCAUGGCGACUCAGUGUGUUCAGGUGAAGAAUGUAGUGAAGACGUCACCUCAGACUCUCUCCAACCUUUGCCUGAAGAUCAACGUGAAGCUGGGAGGAAUAAACAACAUCCUGGUUCCUCACCAACGGCCAUCAGUGUUUCAGCAACCAGUUAUCUUUUUGGGGGCAGACGUUACACAUCCGCCAGCUGGUGAUGGGAAGAAGCCUUCGAUUGCAGCGGUGGUUGGUAGUAUGGACGCCCACCCCAGCAGGUACUGUGCCACGGUGCGUGUCCAGAGGCCCCGGCAGGAGGUCAUCCAGGACCUGGCCUCCAUGGUGCGGGAGCUGCUCAUCCAGUUCUACAAGUCGACCCGCUACAAGCCCACCAGAAUCAUUUUUUACAGGGACGGGGUUUCAGAAGGCCAGUUCAGACAGGUGCUGUACUAUGAGCUGCUGGCCAUCAGGGAGGCCUGCAUCAGCCUGGAGAAGGAGUACCAGCCAGGCAUCACCUACAUUGUUGUGCAAAAACGCCACCAUACUCGCCUCUUCUGUGCCGACCGCAACGAGAGAGUUGGACGCAGUGGAAACAUUCCUGCUGGUACUACUGUGGAUACAGACAUCACUCAUCCCUACGAGUUUGAUUUUUACCUCUGCAGUCACGCUGGAAUACAGGGCACCAGCCGACCCUCCCACUACCAUGUAUUGUGGGAUGACAAUUGUUUUACUGCUGACGAGUUCCAGCUGCUCACCUACCAGUUGUGCCACACCUACGUGCGCUGUACCCGUUCUGUCUCCAUCCCUGCACCCGCCUAUUAUGCCCACCUGGUGGCCUUCCGUGCCCGCUACCAUUUGGUGGACAAAGAGCAUGACAGUGCCGAAGGCAGCCAUGUAUCGGGUCAGAGUAACGGUCGCGACCCCCAGGCACUGGCCAAAGCUGUUCAGAUUCAUCACGACACCCUGAGGACCAUGUACUUCGCCUGAGCAAACAUCCCUCCCCAAUCCAUGAUCACCUUUAACACACAAAAACAAAAACAACCAUGCACGCCUGGUUUGCCAGUUGAGGAGUCCUCAUAGGUGCAUGCCCAGCCCCCCCGCCCCCAAUAUGCCGAGUCAAUGCGGACCUGACACUGUGCAGAAGAGAGAGCAGGGAGGAGGGAGGGGAAGAGGCAGCCCUACACUGGACUGAGGAUUCAAACGCUGCUUUAAAGACAGACAAGACAGACACUCAGCACUAUUAUGCAAUAUUAAACCAGCCAACUAGUUUAUUCCCACCAUUUCCAGGCCCCUCCUAUCUUUUCUUCCCUUGUUCGUGACCUUGUGGGUGUUUUUGUUUCUUUUCUUCUCCCCUCCUUCGGCACAGACCUUCCUAAUGGUCUCAUCCUGCACCAUCUCUAGUACCUCAAGUCAGUUUGAGCAGCAGCACUUUUACAUUCUUUCAGUUUUACUGUAGUUUGUCGAUACUCCCCGAGGUUUGAAACAAGAGAGAUGAUUAUUCGGAGUGUACUUUAAUGGACCACAGGUCCGUCACAUUGCCACUUUUCUCCCCUUUUCUGUCACUUCUCCCCAGUGUAUCACUUUAAUGAAGACAAAUGUUUUUUGAGCACACUGCCAUCUGUUGGCGACGAGGUAUAAAUACCCUCUAAAAGUCACAAUGAGAAGUCGUCUUGCAACGUUUUAGAUGAUUUAUGAUUUCUUGUAACAGUCAGUUGUCAGGUUUGAACUGGGGCAGUUUUUAUUGGCUGAUCUAAAGGAAAAAAAUGCUGAAUUGCAGCCAUGUAUCUUUAAGUAUAACACUGUUUUUUAAUCCAGUCAUUUCAUCUGCAUGCAGCGGAAAACUAUUGUUUUGUCCUUUUUAAUGAAUUAUGUAAGUGUUGUUCGCAUUCUUAGCAAUCAUCGUGCAUUCGUUUUCCUCAGUGCUUUAUCUUGCAUUUUCCCUGUUCAAGAUGGAUAAUUUGAUUGUGACAAUGGUUUCCUUUAGUGCAAUAAUCAGCUGAACGAAGGGAAGAGGAUUUUAGGGGAUUUGAAUGUCUCAAGAAUUUAAUAUUUCAAUGAAAAGUUUGCCCACUUCUAAGGCACUUAUUUUGUUGCUCCUCUGAAUUAAAGAGGCAGUAAUUAUUAUUUUUAUUUGUCACCCGUUGCUGUUGUGUGAAAAUGGUGCAUCCGCAGUUAUGGUGAUUAUUAUGUUUCAACUUGAACUGAAGAAAUUUAUGCACCACUAUAGCUUCAGAGUAUAAUUGAUUUUAAAGCUCCCAAACAUAAUUGUGUUUGAGAUUAUUUUUUUUCAAAGAUUCUCAACAGAUGGCAGCAAAGUGGAGUGUAAAGGCCAUAUAAAAUAAGUAUUCAAGUGCCUGGCAGAAAUGUUUAAUUAAAUAAAAACUGUAAGAAUCUCAUUUCAAUCAGUUAAAGAAGUCACAAACGGAAACUUUCACCUGAUGCCUGUUAUUUUUGUCCACAGCCAUCUGACUUGUCUAUACAUCUCAUUUAAAAUGACUAUAGAUCAAAAUAUUUAUUCCCUUUUUUCUCUUUCGUUAGCUAUUAGCUUUCCUUUAGAGCUGACUUUUAGUGUCUAAUUAGUAUUCGCAAGACAUGAAUCCAGCUGCUACAGUGGGCUUUUAAAAUAAUGGACUGGAUUUAUGGGUAUGGAGUUAAACUUGUCAUGAAACAAGAGACUUUCAGGAAACUUUUUGUUGAAGACGUCAGCCAGGUGUAAUUCCUGCCCAUCUAACUGGCCCUGAAUAGGAAAUGGCCUCAAAACAGAGCAGAGGAGUUAAUGUGGGGGAUUUGUGGCUAUUUGGUCACCGAAGACUUUUUAACACAUCAGAUGUGCCUUAUUGGUGCAAACAACGUCUCCAAUAUGGCAGCAUUAGCGCUGCCAUCUAAUUUUAAAUGUGUAGUCUGUGGCUCCCUCUGUUGCUGUCGCAGAGGCAUUUCAGCAAUGUAAAAACUGUGAUCCCACCAUACACCUCUGGGCUUGGGUUGAUGAUUGUGAUUUUCAGUGCGGUCCCCACAUUACUCCUCCUCUCCGUUGAAGGCCUGAAGCUUGUUCAGGAACAUGUUUUUAAAAAGUUAUCUGCACUAAAAGAAGCAUGUGUUUCUAAACGUAACACAAGCACGGUGCUACUCUAAGAGUUUGAAUCUGAGCCUCUGUGCAUGAGACUCUAAAUAAGCAGGUUAGGGUGAGGGAAAAAGAAAAAACCUCAGAAUGGAAGGACAGGAUAAGGUGCUUUUGCUAUGGUUGAUGCAAAGAGUAGAUUUACAAAUAAUUUAAGGUUAGAUUUUUUGGGGGUUUGAGAUCUUGUGAACGGUACAAUGGCAGACGUUCCUUUGAACACUGAGGUAUAAUGUAGAGUUCUGCCUCCACUGUCGCAGCCUUGCAGUCUGGAGGCCAGUGUGUUUUGAGCCUUCAUUAUUUCACUAGUACCUUUUUAAAAAGCCAGAUUAUGAAAUAUAUUUGUACAUUUUAAGUUCUGUAAUGCACACCACUUAUUUUUGCUAACAGAAAAGAUGUAGUCUAAUUAUUAAUCUUAGUAAUUAAUGUAUCAUAAGUAAAGGUUAAAAAGAUAUAACAAAGUUGAAUUAUUGCAGCUGACUGUUGACUUGUUCCUGUGUUGGUGUGUAGAUGUGUAGUACCUUUAUGAAAAGCAGUGGGGUUGUUGGACCUAGUGAUGUGUUUGGACUAUUAUCGGUAGGGAUGUGGUCUUCAGCCAUCGCUUUCUUUGAUGUUUGGCUAAAAGAAAAAAAAAAAGCUUGCAAGAUGCUUGAUGCUCUUCUAAUUUUUUUUCUCACAGCUGGAAAAGUAAAUGAAAUGAUGUUGGCAUGCUCUGAGCAGAUUUUAUUUCAGGACAGAAGAGUCAGUAGUCAAUAGUUUGCUGUUGAUACCUUUGAAUGUGUUGACUGCUCCUUGUAAAGACGGAGUAGAGCAAUUUUUGUGAUCCAUUUCAAAUCCACAUGAUCAAGGAAAUAAAUUAACAAUUGAGCCAUAGUUUUCAGUUCCUUUGAGUUAAAUCCUCUAAGGAUUUGCGUCGCACUGCAACCCCUGUUCCAGAAACUGGCCUCAAGCCCCUUCCAUGACCAGAGCGUCGGCCUACCGGCAAAUCAGUGUGACAAAGCCUGUAAUCUCAUUUUUUACACCUAAAUAAAGGUUCUCCUUUAUGCUGAAGGACUACAUUCAGUGGCCGUACAAUCCCCCCACUCGGGAAAUGAAAGGUUGAAACCGAAGGACAAUUUAGUGGGCUUUCCGGAGAUUUCAAGUGUGCAUGUUUUUGGAAAGACUUUUAAAUGAUCAGUGAGAGCUUUAUGCGGUAGGUUAUGUUGGAAGUUGAACAAAUGAGUGCAUGGCAGAAGAAAGAGAAGGAUUGUAUUUCUUUAGGCUGAAAAGCAUGUUGAGGGCAAUUGAACACAUGUUUACAUAGCGGAUGUGUUUGCCUGUCUUAUGUUUUAAUGCUGUCAGCUGGUCCUUGCAAAUACAACCAGAACAUUUCAGGCCUGCUGAUGUAAAUGCUCAGUUGUAUUUUUUUUUCUCUGAAACCAACAUUUCCUUUUUACUCUUUUUAAAAAUGUUAUUUGAUUUGAAAUAGUUUGGUGCACAAAAUAAAGAAUGAAACACCUAAUUAUCUUAGAUUUCUCUGUAGAAGAUAAGGUUUUCCAUUUUUUGUGUUGUAGAAGUAGCUACAUUUAACCUUUUUGUAGUAAUUGUGAUAGGUUCACCUGGCUUUGGUUGCUAUGCUUGUUUCAGGGAGGUAGCAAAGAAGUGAGAAGGAGCCCACUGAAAGUGCCUUUCCUCUCGAUGGUGCUGUUAUGUGAAAAUGUAAAGCUGAACUUAUAAAAUCUCUGCGGUGGCCACUUUACUACUCUCCAAGUGUUUGUUGGCAAUCCAAACAGGAAGUCAAUGUACCGAGACAGUGAGUCUGUAGAAUAGGAGGAUAUAAUGCCAAGUAGAUCUUUGUAGGACGUUCGGUGUCUUGGACCAGAAGUUCAUUGGGACAGUGGGAUGUGGUUCAGGGUCGGUUCGCGUGGAUCGAGCAUGGGUGGUGACAGGGAUCGUUUCUUUGACGCUUUUACGGCCCCCUGGUCGCGAGCGAUGAACUUAGCACAGCACUUUAGAGACUGCCACUCUCACUCAGACAUAUAGCCAAGAGGUUUCAGUCCCUGUUUCUCCAUUUUUCCUUCCGGCUUGGAGAAAAUCCAACCCGUCGCUCGGUUAUUUAAGAUGUGCCUCAUUUGGCUUCGUUUGGCUCGGUUGAGUCUGUCUUCUCUCUUGUGUCUGUUUCCUCUCAGAAACUGCCACUCAGUACAUCGCUAUAGCCACAGCUGGGCAUCAAUUAACAGUUUGUUGGGCCUGAAAUGUAGAAGGAAAUUUUGCACUGACAAACAUCAUGUUCUCAAAUGGUUUCUCUCCGACUGAAGAAAGCAAGACGAAUAAGAUCUCAAUAUGCUUGAAUAAGCUGGGAAAAAAUAGUCAAGUGUCCUUUUAGCUAACCGUGAGAAAACCAGGUUCUGUGUCAGUAUUGAGAUUUUAUACUUGAUGCCCACCUGAUGUAGCAGUAGACAACAACCUGUGGCAUUUUUUUCAUCGCAAUGCAACACCCUGCCUGUGUAUGUCGUCUCUGAUGGAGGGAACGAGUGCCCAACACAGUCCUCCUCGUCUCAAGCCGCUUUGGCAACAACUAAAAACCGAGGGACAUCUCUUUCCGAGGGGGUAGGAGGGGACAAGAGGAGGAGGAGGAGGGCCGAAUCUUUUUAUUACAAAAAAAAAAUCUCAAAACACUGCACCUCAUUUACCUUGGUAUGCUGCAUAUGUUGUACUACAUGAAAGAAAACUGCAAAUGGCUUUUAUUAUGACAUAUAAUGCUUGAGUAAUGCCUGAUUGCGAUAUUCUUAUACGGUAACUGUUUUAGAGUCAGAAUAGUUAUAACUGUAAAAAAAAUAUUAAAAGAAAAUCAAAAUAUUCUGUUUUGUCUUAACACUUAUUUGAUUUAAAAAAAGAUUGUUCUUGAGCCGACUUUUGUUGUCCUAUUUAAAUGUGUUCUUUCAAUAUAUAUAUAAAUAUAUACAUAUAUGAAAUAUAUAUGCGGAAUAUUUUAUAGUGUAUUUAUUGAAAGCGCUUUGAAGCGGCUGGAGUCUCCGCAUCGUUUUCGCAGUGUGGUGGGGGGGUGGAGCUAAGAGGAAGAUGCCCUUUUUCUUUUCCUUAAGCCGCUCCCCUUAAAUGUUGAUGCCUUAUUCUCUUUAACAAGCAAGCACAACAAUACGUCAGGGGGUAUGAGGUUAAGGAAAGAUUUGCCUUGUAACAGCCGUGCAACGGGCUCACUCUUCUAGUUUUUCAUUAUCUUCUGCUUUGACGUUUUUUGUUUUUUUUACCACCCAAGGGGGCGAUUUUCCCCUCCCCCACAUAUAGCUGAUCUCUGACGAAGGGAACCAUUUCUCAACCACACUGACCAGAGUGUCAAAAGCUGACUUUUAUUUUCAUCCCAAGCUGCUAAUUGGUACGUUAGCUAUGUAAGGGACAAGUGGUGUGGGGGGUAGGAAGGAAAGUUAUCUGAAAGGCAAUAUUUUUGGGGUCAUGUUGAAUUAUUAUAUAUUUUUUUUUAUUAUUUUAAGUUGGCUUAGCUUCUAUUCUCUUAAAAUUGUCUCCUUUCUGGUGCCAGAAUAUUUUACAGCAGGAACAGGUCUCAUUCCACAAGAGAAGACAUGCCUGAGCCUUAAAUGCAUUCUUACAGAGUUGACCUUGCAAAGCCUUUUCCUGGGCGGCCUACCAAGUAACCUAGCCUGCGUACUUGAUCUGUCAUGACUUCAGAACUGGUGUCCUCAUCUCUGCUCACUUCACACAGAAACCACUAACAUGGAUUGAUUGUUUUUUUUUUCUUUGGAGAACUCUGAAGUGUAAGCUUUUUACAUAAUGCUUUUGGCAGAAUAGAAACCAAGUCUGGGUCAAACGGCAUUUGGAAACCCUUCUUAGCAUUUGUUUCCACCUGAUGAGCAGCACUCUCUGCUUCAGGAUAAUGAUAUAAUCAUUUAAUUUGAUUUUUUUUUCUUUUUUACAACCAAUUAUUGUCUCAUCACUGAUGACAAAUCCAAAGAACAGUAUUUUCAGAUACAGUUUGACCUUGGCCUUAGAGAACCAUGAGGUUCCCCUCGCCUACUGGAUAACAGAGACCUGUGCCUGUACAAUAAACCAAGGAUGAAUUGUGUUGUAAUGACUGAUUUUUUUUGUUUUUUCUCUUUAUUUUUUAUUGCUUACUCCUGAGUCUGCAGGAGGAUCAGAGACAUGGACCUUUUCAAGUUUUGUCUAACAUAUUCCAAAGCAAAUAGGCCCUUUUGUCCUUUAAACCAAAUUAUCUUUGGUAUAAUAAAUGUUUACCAGAAUGUUUACUCCCUCAGCCCACAUUUCACCUUUUUCUUUUUUUUUUUUUUUUUUUUUGCAUUUUGCAUUCCAGCAGAUUUCAAACCAAAUAUUGCAGAUGAGAUUAGGCUCCUGAUGCCGUUUACCUUGUACACACUUGAUGGUUUGACGACAGAUGAAUAACAGUGGCCAAGGAUUUGAAAAACAUUGUAUACUCUGAUUGCUUGAAUAUUCUUAUUUUUGUCUUCACUGUAGCAAAUUAGAGAUCCUGGGCUCUGAUACUUCUGAGUGAGGCACCAGCAAAGAGACACACGUUGAGCAGUCACAAAAAAACGGACGAUCCAUGUCUCAGUAUUUUGCAAAGGCUCUGUUGUACCAACAGCUCUAUUCCUUUGAGUUUUAAAUGUCUUUCUUUUGUAACCCUCAUAUAGUUUGUUGCCCUUUUUAGUGUUGCUUUGCUUCAGUUUGAAGUGUAUCUUUGACUAAUACUUGCAAUAAAAUGCUUUGCUUAA